AUGGUCGUGGAGUGUUUCGUCCGCGCAUGCGGGCUGGUCAUCGUCAACACCGUCUGCAUCGGCGGCACAACCAUCAUCCUCUACGCGCUUGUCCGCCUGUCCCGGAAGCCCCACACCAGCAAGAAAUCCAUCGUCGGGUUCACGUUCUUCUUCCUCGGCUCGUUCUGCGUCCUCGCCGGCUUCUACACGUUCUUCUGCGGCGCCUUCUUCCCGUGGUCAGCGCUGUGCCGGUGCCUGGCCUCCACCCACCGGGCGCUCCUGCGGCACCUCCGUUCCGCGGGGCGGCUUCUUUGCCUGCCGUGCCGGUGUGCGCGCGCCAGGCUACGGCGCCGAAGCGGUAGCGGUGGCGGCACCAGCGCUCUGCCGCAGUUUCUGGAGCAGAUACAGGGCCACAUGCCCGCGCUGGCACGGGAGGCGCCGAUGCAUGGCGGCGCACGGGCGGCGACGGCGUAUGACAUCCUCUCGUACGAGCAGCCGGAGUGCGGCGGCGGCACGCCGGAGUGCCCGGUCUGCCUCGGGGAGGUGGAGAAGGGGGAGACGGUGAAGCGGCUGCCGGCGUGCCUGCACAUGUUCCACCAGCAGUGCAUCGACCCGUGGCUGCAGGAGCACUCCACGUGCCCGGUCUGCCGGUGCAUCGUCUUCGCGCCAUUGCCGGCCCAAAUGGUAUGA
Molecule: messenger RNA, 669 nt
Organism: Aegilops tauschii subsp. strangulata
Lineage: Eukaryota; Viridiplantae; Streptophyta; Magnoliopsida; Poales; Poaceae
Source: RefSeq, a predicted model, not a curated record